Molecule: messenger RNA, 5543 nt
Organism: Ailuropoda melanoleuca (giant panda)
Lineage: Eukaryota; Metazoa; Chordata; Mammalia; Carnivora; Ursidae
Gene: SH3BP4
Product: SH3 domain binding protein 4
Exons: 7
Coding region: 796-3684 (962 amino acids)
Cellular component (GO): cytoplasm
Molecular function (GO): protein binding
Source: RefSeq, a predicted model, not a curated record
CAUCUGCCUUCUGUGGACGGGAGGCCGGGUCCUGGGACUUUCAUUCUGACGUCAGGAAGCUGGUGGCCUGUCGGAGCAGGACGCCCAGGACUGUCACUGGCCAGAUGACCCAGGGGCACCGCGAUUCUGCACCUGCUGAGGCCUGCAUGGACACCCCCAGGGGCAAGGUCGGACCUCACAUUGUCAGCGAGGGCAGCCUCCCAGCUGUGCUUCGAACCUAAGACAGGGCUCAGCUUCUUUCAAGACCUCUGCCUGCAGAUGUCUCCCAUCAGGGCUGCCUCCUUAAGUAACGAGCACAGUUGGAGCUCUGAGAGGUCAUGAGCCAGCUCCGUGGAACCUGGGGAAUGUGGACAGAUGAGAAAGCUGAGCCUCGCUCCCGGCGCUGAGUUACACUCAGGGCGGCUUCUGCGUUCUUGAAAGCCCGGCUCCUGUCGCCAUCAGGCAGACACAGGUCCGGAGUUCCUGUGAUGCACCCGGAACCUCCUUUCCACUCCGUCGACAGCGGGGAAAGCUUUGCAUUUGGCAGAAGAGGAAGCAGAGACUUUGAAAAAGCCCGCCAUCUGUCCGAGCUCAGCGUUUUCCCAAGGUCACAGGGUCUUCCCGUUACAACCUGGCCAUCCGCCAUCCCAACAGGUCCGGGGUCUGCCCACGCCUCUGCCCGUCCCUGGAAGAAGCACAUUGCCAAGUUGACCCCAUCGUGCAGCAUGGUUGCCUGAGAAGAGCUUCAGCGAGUGCUGGGAUACCCAGAGGAACAGGGAUGAAACCUUAGCUGUGCCCCUGGGAGGAGAGUUCAAGAUGGCAGCUCAGCGUAUCCGAGCGGCCAACUCCAGCGGCCUCCCCCGGUGCAAGUCCGAGGGGACCCUGAUCGACCUGAGCGAAGGGUUUUCAGAAGCGAGCUUUAAUGACGUCAAAGUGCCUUCCCCCAGUGCCUUGCUAGUAGACAAUCCCACACCUUUUGGAAAUGCAAAGGAAGUGAUCGCAAUCAAGGACUACUGCCCAACCAACUUCACCACCCUGAAGUUCUCCAAGGGCGACCACCUGUACGUCCUGGACACGUCCGGCGGGGAGUGGUGGUACGCGCACAACACCACAGAGAUGGGCUACAUCCCCUCCUCCUACGUGCAGCCCUUAAACUACCGGAACUCCACACUGAGCGACAGUGGAGUGAUCGACAAUCUUCCAGAUAGCCCAGACGAGGUGGCCAAGGAGUUAGACCUGCUCGGGGGGUGGACUGAUGACAAGGGAUCCAGCAAAACCUACAGUAAUAACCCUUUCUGGAACGGGGCCCAGACAAACCCAUUCCUGAAUGGGAAUGUGCCGGUGACACCCGGCGUGGGCGAACCGGCUCCCAGAAGUACCGUGGAUCUGCUCCUUUUUGAUACAGGCGCGUCUUCGUUCACAGAGUCCAGCUCCGCCACCACGAAUAGCACCGGCAACAUCUUCGACGAGCUGCCGGCCACCAGCCGCCUCCAGGCGGAGGCUCCGGGCAAGCGGGGCAGCCCGUUCUUCAGGAGCAAGCGUUCCUACAGUCUGUCGGAACUGUCGGUCCUGCAGGCCAAGUCAGACGCUCCUGACUCAUUGGGCUUCUUCACGGGCUUGAAGUCGCCGGCCCCGGAGCAGUUCCAGAGCCGGGAGGACUUCCGCGCCGCCUGGCUGAGCCACCGGAAGCUGGCCCGCUCUUGCCACGAUCUGGACUUGCUGGGCCAGAGUCCCGGUUGGGGCCAGACCCAGGCGGUGGAGACGAGCAUCGUGUGCAAGCUGGACAGCUCCGGGGGCGCGGUGCAGCUGCCCGACACCAACAUCAGCAUCCACGUGCCUGAAGGCCACGUGGCCCCUGGCGAGACGCAGCAGAUCUCCAUGAAGGCGCUGCUGGACCCCCCACUGGAGCUCAACAGUGACCGGUGCAGCAGUGUCAGCCCGGUGCUGGAGGUGAAGCUGAGCACGCUGGAGGUGAAGACCUACGUCAUCUUGGAGAUGAAAGUUUCAGCUGAGGUGAAAAAUGACAUUUUUAGCAAAAGCACAGUGGGCCUCCAGUGCCUGCGGAGUGACUUGAAGGAAGGGCCCUAUGUCCCCAUCCCCCUCACCUACAGCUAUGGGGACACGGUCCAGGUACAGCUGGACAACCUGGAGCCCUGUAUGUACCUGGCCAUCGUGGCCCACGGCCCAAACAUUCUCUACCCUUCCACGGUGUGGGACUUCAUCAAUAAAAAGAUCACCGUGGGGCUCUAUGGCCCCAAACACAUUCACCCGUCCUUCAAGACCGUGGUGACCAUUUUUGGGCACGACUGUGCCCCAAAGACACUACUGGUCAGCGAGGUCACCCGCCAGGCCCCCAGCCCCGCCCCAGUGGCCCUGCAGCUCUGGGGUAAGCACCAGUUCGUCCUGUCCAGGCCCCAGGACCUCCACGUCUGCAUGUUUUCCAACAUGACCAAUUACGAGGUCAGAGGCAGUGAGCAGGCCAAAGUGGUGAGGGGAUUCCAGAUGAAGCUGGGAAAGGUGAGCCGCCUCAUCUUCCCCAUCACCUGCCAGAACCCCAGCGAGCUGUCCGACUUCACGCUGCGGGUUCAGGUGAAAGGCGACCAGGAGGCCAUCCUGACCCAGUUCUGUGUCCAGACUCCCCAGCCGCCCCCUAAAAGUGCCAUCAAGCCUUCCGGGCAAAGACGGUUCCUCAAGAAGAACGAGGUCGGGAAAAUAAUUUUGUCCCCGUUUGCUGCCACCUCCAAAUACCCGACUUUCCAGGACCGCCCGGUGUCCAGCCUCAAGUUCGGCAAAUUGCUCAAGACCGUGGUGCGGCAGAGCAAGAACCAUUACCUGCUGGAGUACAAGAAGGGCGAUGCCGUCGCUCUGCUCAGCGAGGAGAAGAUCCGGCUGAAGGGGCAGCUGUGGACCAAGGAGUGGUACAUCGGCUACCACCAGGGCAAGGUCGGCCUCGUGCACGCCAAGAACGUGCUGGUGGUGGGCAAGGCCAGGCCGAGCCUGCUCUCGGGGCCCGAGCUGAGCACGUCGGUGCUGCUCGAGCAGAUUCUGCGGCCGUGUAAGUUCCUCACCUACAUCUACGCCUCCGUCAGGACCCUGCUCAUGGAGAACAUCAGCAGCUGGCGUUCCUUCGCCGACGCCCUGGGCUACGGGAAUCUGCCGCUCACCUUUUUCUGCCGGGCGGAGCUGGACAGCGAGCCCGAGCGGGUGGCCUCUGUUCUGGAAAAGCUGAAGGAGGAUUGUAAUAACACGGAGAACAAAGACCGAAAAUCCUUCCAGAAGGAGCUCAUGAUGGCCUUACUGAAAAUGGACUGCCAGGGCCUGGUGGUCAGACUCGUCCAGGACUUCGUGCUCCUGACCACGGCGGUCGAGGUGGCGCAGCGCUGGAGGGAGCUGGCCGAGAAGCUCGCCAAGGUGUCCAAGCAGCAGAUGGACGCGUACGAGUCUCCGCACCGGGACAGGAACGGGGUCGUGGACAGCGAGGCCAUGUGGAAACCUGCCUACGACUUUUUAUUAACCUGGAGCCACCAGGUCGGGGACAGCUACCGGGACGUCAUCCAGGAGCUGCACAUAGGCCUGGACAAGAUGAAAAACCCCAUCACCAAGCGCUGGAAACACCUUACGGGGACUCUGAUCCUGGUGAACUCCCUGGACAUUCUGAGAGCAGCUGCCUUCAGUCCUGUGGACCACGACGACUUUGUGAUUUGAGCGGGUUCCCUCACGCCUGCUGCUGCUCUGGGCCCCGCGCCCUCCAUCUGUCCUGGAUGCCCGCGUCAUCACGUGGAGCGGGGGAGGGAGGAAGGGCCGGCUGCUCAGACCCGCAGGGUCGCUCUUGGGCCGGACCCACACCCAAAGACCAAGCACACAGAACGCUCCAGCGCCCUCCUCCAUCGCGGUGGGGGGCGGGGGGACUGAAGGGAAUUUUACUGCAGGUCGUUGCCAAUCAAAUAGCUUUCUAUUUGUUAGGUAUAAAUUUAAAUUUAAAAUCACUUUUUUUAAAGUAUGGGGGGAAGCAUAUGAGAAAGGUGGUAUCUGAUUUUUUUAAUGGACCGUAAAGGUUAAAAAACAAAAAAAAAACACCUUAAUAGGGGAGGAUGCUGUUGAGGCUUUUAUGUUCUGUAAAGACCUUUUUAAAUUAUGUUACAGGUGUAUAUAUGUAUUUAAAGGUCACUGGGGGCAUUGGUGAUUCCCAGCCACACUUUGCAUUUCAACACUUAGCGUGCGGGAGACACUUGUUCAGGUAUUGGACCUCUUUGGCUCUCUACUUGUAAAAAGGGUAAAUCAAAUAGGAAUGGGGUUUUUUGGUAGAUGAGUCCAGCUCUUGCCCAUCGUUUCUGAGAGUGUCCUAGGUCCUGCUGUCCCCUCUCAACUUCCUUCUCUUCUGUACCUUUGCCUCGCGUUACCGUAAAUGAUCAGCGACAGCACAUGCGAACCUUCUUCAGGCUUUGGUGGGCAAAGUCAAAUCCUACAUGAGCAAGCAGGUGCCCUUGAGAUGGAAGGGCAGCCGGGAGCUGGCGUUCUUCACGGCCCCCACCAGUGUGCAGUUGGUCGUUCAAGAGAACAGUGCCGUUUUCCAUGCGGUGGUCCCCGCAGCCUUCAGCCACCGUUGUCCUGUUUCUCCCUGGGAGCAGGGGAGGGCUCCCUGUAGGGCUCAAGGCCUCUCCUCCAUGGGCAUGAGGGAGAGCUCACUGUGAGGGGUGCCCUGUGCUAAUGUGUGUGCAAAGGGGCCUGCUGCCACUGGCCAACUCCUCUUCAUUCCAUAUGAAAUCAGCCCCUCUCCCUUCCUGCUACACCCCUGUGGCCUAGGAAAUAAUAGCAUAGGGGACACCAUCUUUUUUGUGUACCGCAGAAAGAUUAUCUGAGCAGGAUGAACGUUUUCUAAACAUGAAAAUGUUUCCCACCUAAAGUCAGGGACUUGGCAGAAUGUUGUUGCCCUGAUGACCUUUACAGAUGUCGAUCGGCAUGGCUGUGUGGGCACUCGGUGUUGGGCUCCAUGAUCGCACUGUGGUGGUGGCAGCUCAGGAGGGAGGGAGGGGCAGGACGGAAGAAUUACCUGGCAAAUCAAGAGAGCUGAUUCCCGGCAAUGUGCCAGGACACGCGGCGUGCUUGUAUGAAGUGAUGUUGGGCCACUUGGGAUUCCUGGACCGCAUUCUCUAACUCUGCCGUCUUAAAACAUGUUAUGUCAGUUACUUAGUGUAAUCAGGGGGUGAUCCCUGUUGGGCUGGAACAUUCUUAUGUAUCUGUUAAUUCAGAUCCUGAAGACCAACUGGCUAGGGGAAAAAACACCACACAGAAAAACGCUGUGUUUUUUAUGCUGCAAGAACCAGGACACGCAAUUCCCCAAUCAUCACACCAAAUAACCUUAAAUUCCGCUUCUCAUUCCCACCUUCAUUCUUUGCAGAGAUCAUCUCUCGCCUUCUCCCCAAAGAAGAAGCAAAACCAGUUGCACCUUAAACCGUGGAUGUUUUUCCUCAGGGGCUUUAAAUAGUUUCCUAUGCAACGUGUCUUGUAGCACAAAUUAAAUUCUACAAAAGUUGCAGUAAAGUUUAUUUGGAUAUUUUAACCUA